This is a messenger RNA of Catharus ustulatus (Swainson's thrush), 5563 nucleotides long. RefSeq lists its product as uncharacterized. The coding region runs from base 2763 to 3533 and encodes 256 amino acids. Lineage: Eukaryota; Metazoa; Chordata; Aves; Passeriformes; Turdidae. The transcript has 8 exons. The record is from RefSeq and is a predicted model, not a curated record.
AGCAAAACACAAACUGAAGAGUUGGUUUGCUCUGCAAACAUCUCUAGUGCUAAGAUAGAAGUGAUAAGUCAUAAAUAUAAGCCAACAUAAUUUUCUCUUAUCUGACACGUAGAAUUAAGGCUGUUGUGCUCACUUAUAGCAAUAAGUGAGGAAUGCUUUUAGGAAUGCUGCAUCAAAGGUAUUAAUGUGGCACACACUGCCCUGCACUCAUACAGAAGGUGUGUGAACUGUGAUACUCUUACUGCAAAUCAAGAAAAUCUGCUUCUUCUGACUCUGCUUGUCCUGCCUCCAGCAGUGGCGCCAACAUUUGGACGUCAUUUAGUCAAGCCAAGUGGCCCCAGCUUGUUGCAGCCUCACCAUGGGCCUUAGCUCAUUAUUGGCUUGUCAGCACUAAUACUUCAUCAAGACCAAUCUCAAACCUGGCAGCAACCCCUACAUUUUUGUAUCUCACCAUGACAGACCCCUUUUUAUGUUUAGAUUACAGUUACUCCUCUUUGCUAGGAAAAUUGAUCUGGAUCUACAGACCCUCUGAUUGGGAGUCACAAUAUUUUUCCAUAAAGGACCCAGUUUUAUUCUUUCAGAAUGAUUCGUUUUUCCUUAGUUGUUCUCAUAGGCUGCAGUCCAAAAAUAGCAGAGCUCCUUUGCAGGCCAGAGCAGGUAAACUUUUUUUGUAGUGGGAUGACAGGAGCUAGUGUUGGACAGUAUGGAGGGUGCAAAGGGAGUCAUGAAACCACAAGGUGUCCUGAAGCAUGGGCAGCCUGACCUAAGCCAGCUGGAUCUCACUGCACCACCCCUAGGGAAUGGCUCCUAUGUGAGCCAGCCUCUUCACUCCCCCAGCUGCUGAGGAAAGGGCAAUAAAUUUGUUCAUUCCAAGUUAAGCUCAUUGCAUAAAUCAGGCAGUCAGUAUUCCAAUGGCAAUUCAGACUUGAGAUAAUGUCUUAAGAUAGAAGUAGUCACUGGUUUCCAUGGGAAUUUUGCCAUAUCUUUCACCAGGACUAGGAUUUAAUCUAUGGGAGUUUUCAUUUUUUUGGCUGGAUUAGCUGGCCCCUGUCCUCUACUGAAAGACAAUCACAGUGCACCUGAAGAAUUGUGGUAAUAAGCCAGUCAAGGAGACUUUACAGGAUGGACCUGAGGAGGCUGCAGUCGCUUUACUGGAUCAAUAGGUGGGAUUUCAUCAGAAAGAAAAGGUUCAAAUGUCACUUGGAAAAUUUCACUUCAAUGUGUUCAUUUUGUGUUUCAGCUGUGUUUGGAAUGGCUUGUAGAUUUAAACUGUGACUCAGAGCAGGAGAAAUGAGGAACCAUUAAUUCUUACUAAAAAAUGCUAUUCCAGGCCAUAACCCUAACAUAAAUGAAUUUGGCAUGUUCUGAGUGAACCAUCACUUUCAUGAUGAAAUCAAUGGAUAUAAACUCAGCUUUGGUCAGAUGAGUCCUCAAGCUUGCAGACCAUGUACCAAAUGUUUAUUAUUGCUCAGAAGACCAGAUAGAUACUGACUACAGCCCAGUGCUUUCAAAGAGUUCAGUUGUCUUGAUCCAAGGGAGCAAUACGAGGUAGUGCUUAAAUGUGUUUCAGGUUCUGGGAUUUUCAAAAACCCUUGUGCUCUCAAUUCCCAAUGACAACAUGGAACCUGGAAGCUUUAAAAAUCUGAAAUAGGUACUGAUCUGUAUUCAAGGGAGCUCAUGUAUCUGUGGAAAUCUGCCUCCAAUUUAUCCAGCAACCCUGUUGUUCUGGGUCACAUUAGGGACUGUGGACACUUCACCUGGCACUACUCUGCAAACUCUGCUCCUUUGCAUGGCUGUGGCUACACAGGAAGAAGGAUGUAUUACGGCUUUCAACUAACACGAAAAUGCCAUAAGCAAUGAUGUAUUAGCCAGCAUGUUAGAAGAUACCACUGUAUACAUCAGAUGCAGAACCCAAUUAGUGGGGUAAUUACAGUUUCUGAUUUAAAGGUUUUUGCAGCUUGUGAAGCUUCCCACCCUUCUUGUCAGCCUCUAUGUCCUCCCUGCUGAGGAUCUGCACUGCUGCAGGUGAGGAAGCCCAACUAGACAACAUGGCCUGCAGUCAUGGGCUCGCAGGCUACAUUACUGGCACCCAACUCACAUCACAGCCAGGACGACUCAGAUGCUAAACUGGCUGUCCAUGCUCACACAUGAGCCUUUGAAAUGAAAAUGUACAUGGGCCAACUCCUGAAUACUUUUGUAGAUACGCCAGCACAUGACCUGUGUGGUCCCCUUGUAGUCCUACUUAGACUAAAUUUGUGAAUAUGCAGUGUUCUUACCCAAGAGAAUGGACAUUUGUGAUCUAAUUGAUUAAAUCUGUGUUAUCCAAGAGGGUGUUCCCAGCCAAACAGUGCAAUGCUUCUAAAGCAUUCCAGAACAACUCCCAGAAUGACUUGUGCUGCACCCACACAGAGCUGUCUCUGACACUGCACUCCUGCCAGUCUGGGAAGUAAUGUGGGCUUCAGACCAAUCAGCUCUGGGCAUCAGGGGUUUUGUAAUACUAGAAAAAGGUGGCUUACACUCCACUCCCUUUUCCUGGCUGUAUGAUGCGAAAUGCUGCUGAAGUCAGUGGAGUUGCACUGCUACAAGACCGGGUACAACAGAGCAGUGUCCUGCUCUCAGGUUGUUGUUUGCUCUUCAGUGUUUGGCCAAGGUCAGACAGGUACUUAGCACUUAUGAAGUGCAAGCUCAAGGCAGGCUGUGAGGAACAUCUACACUUAAAGAAGUCUCUAGAAAGCUAAUGGAAAUUUUUUGCUCAAAUAUUCAUGUGUCAUGACGAGAUUUUUGAAGCUGAUUGUUACCCCAUGGAAUCCAAAUCACAAGGAGAAGGGAGAUCUAGCACAUCCAUGAAAAGGGUGGCUGGUUGGGAUCCCAUCUGUGAAGCAGCACAGUCACCAAGGAGCAGGUUGGAGAAGAAACAGCACUUUGGUACCCGUGGCACGAGACGGGGGCCCUCAGGAGUUAGGCACCCGCUGUGGCUGGGAUACAAACAAAUCCCCACGGAGUCCCAAGGUGCUCCCAUGAAGCAUAAAAUAUCUAUCCAGAUUUCAAGUCAACCAGGAAUGGUACAAACUUGGCUAGGGACUCCAGGCAGUGGCUGGUUGGCUCUGCAAGCCUACGGGGAGGAGCACUGUAGCUUCCUGGGAAUAUCACAAGCAUAUAGUUGCCAGCAACCCCCAGGUGCACACAGAAUCGGGUUGGAAAAGAUCUCAGAUCACAGAGUCAAACUGAACAUUUCCGUGUCAACCAGACUGUGGCACUCGGUGCCAUGUCCAGAUCCUUCGUUAAACACCUCCAGGAACAGUGACUCCACUGCCUUGACAGCAAGGCAUACUCUGCCAUCGUGUCCAGCGUGCCCCGCAUCUCCGGCUGAGAACUGUGCCCGUGGCUCUUGCCUAGAGAAGAGAACCGCACCACCACAAAUGCCCGCCAGAAAACUGAGAGGGGAGAAGGAUGGCAGAGUGGCACUGCCUCCACAGCCAAAUGUGACCAUUUCAAAGACAGGAAGGGCGAGGGCUUCGCUCACACCAGCAUGACCCACGAGGAGGCCUGCAAAGUCCAUCUGCAGCGGGAAAGCUCCAAGUUAACUCGGCUCUGGCAGCACCAGGCCAUCCUACCCCACCUUGGGUGUACAGUGUCCAGUUCGAGUUUCAGCAAGCAUCUGUCGGAGUUAUUUUUGCAAGUCAAAUUACACUGAUCUAAAGACAAGUCAGGCGAUAGGACAAGGAGAUCAAUUCAAACCCCUCAUCUGAUAAAGCAUCCUAUUCAUAAUCGCCUACAUUAAAAUAAACGAGUAUUAAUUUUUGGCAACACAAAACCAGAGGACUGCGAUAAGCUUGCCUGAACUUGCCUCUGGGACACAGUGGACGCAUCUUCUCUUUUUAAUUAGUAGCAAUCAGACAUGAGGGUUUGUUUGAUGGUGUUGGUCGAGUGAUGAAUCUGUACUAUUCAGUGCAUCUUAACAGUAGUGUCAAUUUUUCCACUUCAAACGAGACUCUUUCCCUAACACCAUUCUGCUCUAUUUAAUUACUAUUCUGCCAGGCUUAGGCUUGCUGCCUAGGAUGAUGACCAAAAAGCACCAUUGUGCACCCACAAUGUACUGAUUUUUUAGCAUUUCUCUCUAAAAAUACCUCUGAAACUAGCAAAGCUAAGGCUUCAAUUCCUCAAACAUACCACAGGACCUGUUUCAUUUACUUAACUAUGUGAAGCCACAGCCACGUACCAGGUCAGAGACUGCACUAUCAGAGUAACCAAAUCUUAACUUCAUCCUCUUAACUAAGGAGGUCUCCGUGCACAAUCCACAUCUUCUCAAACCUAAGUUUUACAGUAUAAGCAAAGUUGUAACAUUUGAUAGCUGCUUUUGGUAGGGAUUUUUUUCUUCAGAACGGAAAAAAAAGUGGAACUUCUUGGCCAUCAGGAAGAAGGGAAAUCCUGGGUUAACUCCUGACAUUUACUAUUAAUGAGGAGCCAGAAGCAUUUAAACAGAACACAAUUUGUUUUAACUAAGCAUUUCUGUGAUGCUAGGAAGGUAUGGGGCUUUUGUGUUGUUUUUUUUAAUUACUGAAUGUUGAAACAGAACACCUCCUUGAAGCAUUCAUGUGCAUCAGUCUAUCAAACCAUUUACUCAAAUUAAAUGUGUAAUCCUUCAAAAUGCCUCCUUUUAAAUUAAUGAGUUUAAGUAGCUUGAGUUCACCUGAAAAGAUCGUACGGGCACCUGACCUCAUGAAUUCUUUCUAAUAAUUAUAUUGGAAACUUGUUGGAAGGGAUACUCUGCAUAAUCUUACUGUACCCCAACAGAUGCGAGAUUAGUGAGGCUUAGAUCCCCCUACCCAAAUCUGUGGCACUUAAAGCAAACAGCUUCAAAAGAGGAAGAGAUAAGAAAUAAAGGGCAAGAGCAUAUACCUCCUCUGCUAUCUCUUGCAUUGUCUAUACUGGAAGUUAAGCGAAAUAGCAGUUCAAAGCUUCUCUGUAACAAUGCUGAGACAAACAUCAUACCACUGUUUUUUUCCUAUAAGUAGAAUCCGUGGCCCUCCAACUGAUGGUUAAUCAGCUCUUUCACAAGGAGAAGAGAGAAUGAGUCAUUCUGUUUCCACUCAAAGGAGUUUAAAGGUGCUUAUGUAAAUAUCAUAAUUAAUCAGAUACUAAAGGCAGGCAUUUCAUUAUUUAGCACCUCUGCCACAGCCUUAUUUAAGCCCUACGAUUUUAACAUUUACUGUUCAGAUAUGCACACUUCUCCUUCAACACUACAACAAAGCAGAUUAAUUUAGCCUCUCUGAUUGCUGUUUAUUUUUAGUUAGGACUUGUUUUGUGCUGACAAACCACUUUAAAGUUACAGUCGUCGUUCAGCCCCCCCAACUCUUUCCUCCACUUGGCAGUCGCAACUCGCCCUGGGCUAGGCGCUAACAACCGCACCCGCACGUCUCUCCCUCCUAAUGAAAGAGCCAUCCUGAGCCAGCCCACCCCUCUGCCCUGCGGACACCCACCACGAGAAAUAAGGGAGGGGGGGAGGUGGGUGGAAGAAGAGAAAAAAGGAGAAAAAGGCAGCAAGAAAGGGGGAAAGCUGUCC